Molecule: messenger RNA, 1020 nt
Organism: Penicillium manginii
Lineage: Eukaryota; Fungi; Ascomycota; Eurotiomycetes; Eurotiales; Aspergillaceae
Product: transcriptional regulator family TF
Exons: 4
Coding region: 1-1020 (339 amino acids)
Biological process (GO): regulation of DNA-templated transcription; DNA-templated transcription
Molecular function (GO): zinc ion binding; DNA-binding transcription factor activity, RNA polymerase II-specific; DNA binding
Source: RefSeq, a predicted model, not a curated record
AUGAAUCCUUCUGGGGCCGAGCCACGGUCCGGAGAAGCCGGAAGGCGUGCUCUCAAGGCCAAUAAAGCAUGUGUGCCCUGUCGUGCACGCAAGACUAAAUGUGAUGCCGCUGAGAUUGGCCUCCCCUGCAGUAGCUGUACUAGCAGGCAGUGUGCCAAGGACUGUGUGCUACCAGUCCGUAAGGGUCGGCCGGCCCAACUUUUGACUCAUGAUCCUCUGGAUGUCCAAGGCCCACGCCAGACUGAGCUAGAUCUGUUUUAUCUCAAUAUCUUGAACGAGGCCGGGGAAAAAACUACGGAAUCUAGUCGACAUCAUACUGUUCCCAGCACUCCCUACCGUCCUAGCCCGAAAGACAGUUUUAGUCCUCGGAACUGUUUAUGGGCCAAGCUACCUAAAUUGGACGACAUUGACAACGAAUUUCUUGUCAAGAAGGGCGUUUUUGAUUUACCACUUUCGCGCCAACUAACAUACUUUGACAAAGUCUACCCUUUUGCUCCCGUGAUCAACAGAUUUGAUUUUAUUCGCGGCUAUCAAUCCGGCGACUGCUCGUUAUUUCUUCUCUACGCCGUUUUGGCACCGGCCAGUGUCCAUGCUCCAGCAGAUGUUUUAUCCGCCUGCGGUUUUACAAGCCGCUCGGCCGCACAAGAAUUGUUCUACUCCAAGGCCAAACUGCUCUACAACUUUUCCGCCGAAGAGGACCCAUUGUUGAUGCUACAGGGAUCAAUUAUAUUGUGUAUGGUAAUUCUUGACCACCCUACUGACCAAGACUUUGGCUACUGGUUCCACAAUGCGGUUCGUCUUGCCACUAAGCUUGAUAUACGCAACACGUACGUUUUUCACUCCUGGUCCAUGGGGCCUGCGACGAGUACUGCGGGUAUUAACUGCCUAUGGAAUAUUCACAGGUGUACUCGAGAAGACAAGUUUAGUACAGUCAAGUUAUACAGAAGGAUCUGGUGGGCACUCUACACGCUCGCGACUACUCGCAAAUACUUCUACGAUCAGAGUGAGAACGGAGGAUGA